AUGGCAGACAGCGGCGGCGAGCGCCGCCCGGUGCUGGUUCAAUGGAUCCUCGACACCCGGAACCUGUGGCCAGAAGCAUCCAAGACCAAGGAUCUCGAAACAGUGGCGUCUAGGGCCCUCGCGCUCCUCACGCCGGAGGAGAAGGCAGGGGUGCUGCGCUACAUGUUUGUGCGCGACGCCAAGAUGUCGCUGGGCUCGCACCUGCUCAAGCACUACGCCGUCAGCAGGCUGCACGGCGUGCCCUGGCGCGAGGCCGCCAUCACGCGCGACCCCAGGACGAAGCCCGUCUACCGCGACCCGGCGACCGGCGGCCAGCCCGUGUCGUUCAACGUGAGCCACCAGGCCGGGCUGGUCGCCCUCGUCGCGGUGGCCCGGUUCGACGGAGAGGUCGAGGUCGGCGUCGACGUGGUCUGCGCGUCGGAGCGGCGCGGCCGGGACCACAAGAUGGUCGCCGAGGAGGGCUGGCCCGCGUUCGUGGACAUGCACGCCGACGUGUUCGCGCCGGGCGAGGCCGCGUACCUCAAGUUCCAGGUGCUGAGCGGCGGAGCCCUGCCCGCCGGGAGCAGUGCCGAGGCCGUGCUCGACUUCAAGCUGCGGUGCUUCUACGCGCUGUGGUGCCUGCGCGAGGCGUACGUCAAGAUGACGGGCGAGGCGCUGCUGGCCAAGUGGCUGCGGGAGCUCGAGUUCCGGGCGAUCCGUCCGCCGGCUGUUGCGGCGGCGUCGUCGUCGUCGUCGUCAGACAAUGAGGCGCAGGGCGGCGCGGUCAAGGUGGAGGAGAUUUGGUUCCAGGGCCAGAAGGUGCAGGAUGCAAACGUGUGUAUCCGGUCGUGGGGUCCCGACUACAUGACGUGCACGGCGGUACGGACGCCCGGACGCGAGGCGGACGGGCUGGCCUUCGAGCUGGGCCCUUACGAGGUGCUGUCUAUGGAUGAAGUGCUGAGCUUUGCCGAGUCCAUGAUGUGA
Molecule: messenger RNA, 963 nt
Organism: Thyridium curvatum
Lineage: Eukaryota; Fungi; Ascomycota; Sordariomycetes; Thyridiales; Thyridiaceae
Exons: 2
Coding region: 1-963 (320 amino acids)
Cellular component (GO): cytosol
Molecular function (GO): magnesium ion binding; holo-[acyl-carrier-protein] synthase activity
Source: RefSeq, a predicted model, not a curated record